Messenger RNA from Dibothriocephalus latus, 348 nucleotides. Lineage: Eukaryota; Metazoa; Platyhelminthes; Cestoda; Diphyllobothriidea; Diphyllobothriidae. The record is from the annotation of a GenBank genome assembly.
AUGAGUCAAGAACAGAAACUCAUCCAGCCAGAGACUAGCCUGGUAAAGUAUCGAAACCCUCAACGCAUCGCCAAGAAGACAGAGGAUGACAAGCCCACUGAGGGAUUUGAUCCACGGGCUGCAUGCAGAAUGCAGUCCACGGAGAGCAUCUUAUCGAGUAUUAUGCCACCCCGGCGGAUAAAGAUCAAGGAUGAAAUAUUCAUUCAAGAGGUGUCGUCUUCACCCGCCUCCAGGAUUGAAGUUGUACAGCUAACACGACUCCUUGAUCAACAGCUUGAAGCACGGGGUGCCAAAAUGACUGGUAUUUGCCCAGUUAGGCGGGAGUUAUUUUCGCAGGUAUGGUACUAG